UUGUUGGAAGUGGCACAGACAAUGUUGAUGGCUGGCAUUCUUGUUGGUUGUCUCUUAUUUGGACCUUUUGCUGAAUCGUUUGGCCGUAAACGAGCAGCUCAGAUUCCAGUCAUUGUGAUGCUCAUAUUUACUGUAACAACUGGAUUAUCUCCAAACUUUUAUUUAUAUUUGGCAUCCCAGUUCAUUAUGGGAAUUGGCUACGGAGGUUUUCGACUGAACGGCGUCAUAUUAGCUACUGAGUGGAUUGGGGUGUCCAAAAGAUCAUGGGGAUCAUGUGUGACUCAGGUAUUUGGUGCAGUUGGACAGUGCGUCCUCGCUGGUGUGAUCUACUUCAUCAGAGACUGGAGACUAGCUCAACUAAUCACAGUAGCUCCACUUGCAGUUGUUGCUGUUUACAUAUGGUUUAUUCCAGAGUCAGCCAGGUGGUUGUUAAGCAAAGGAAGGACAGAAGAGGCUAAACAGCUGAUUACCAAAGUGGCAGCCAUCAACAAACGCACUGUUCCAGAGUCUCUGCUGGACAAGAUUGUUGAUAAAGAAACUGAGAAAAAGGGAGGCAUAAUAAUCCUUUUGCAAUCAUCUGUGCUUAGGAAGUAUUUCUUUACCAUAAUAUUGGCAUGGUUCUCCUUGAAUGUUACCUACUACUGCCUUUCAUUCAAUGUGGGAAAUUUUGGCUUGGACAUCUUCCUGACGCAGCUCAUGUUUGGUCUGACUGAACUACCAGCUCAUAUACUUUGCAUCUGGCUGUUAGAGGCACUGGGGAGGAAAGUGUCACUGAUGUCAACUCUUCUGAUUGGGGGAUUGUUGUGCAUCUUAAUCCUAGCUGUUCCUCAAGGUAACGCCGUGGCUGUUACCACGUUAGCAACCUCAGGACGUUUUUUCAUGAACUGGGCAGGAUCCAUAUGCAAUGUGUAUGUUCAGGAGCUGUUCCCAACAUCUUUUCGACAAACAGCCUCUGGUUUGGGCUCCAUUGCAAGCAGAGCUGGAGGCUUGCUGUCCCCGUUGCUCAACAUGUUGGCCGUGUACCACUGGUCCCUACCCACCAUCGUUUUCAGCAGCCUUUCACUGAUCAGUGGAGCUCUCAGCUUCCUGCUUCCUGAGACCAGGAGAAAAGAGCUUCCUGAUUCAACAGUUGAGGCUGAGGGCAACAGAAAUAAGACAACCCUGAAGAAUCAACGUGAAUCAAACAAGCCUGCACAAAGCAAAUCUACCAAACUGUAGUCCCAAUACUUACAGUAUAUUACUUAACACUCCAUUGGUGUUGUUGUGCCACCCUCAGGCCAAAUGUCAGCACACAAGAUAUCUCAAAAUCUAAUCAGCUGAUAGCUCUGGAAGUUACCGAAAACAUUCAUGCUCAGAGAUACACCCUUUUAAUAUGAAUGACACGUUGGCUUACCUCUUGGCAUCGCUCAGGACAAACUAUAUUUUCAGUCAAUCAGUCAGUUUUUACCUUAAACUAAUACAGUAGCAUGGUAGCCUACUUCAAUUAGUAACUGUUUUCUGAGAUCUACUUUCUACUGAAAUAUGAUUGCCGUCGCACUCAAUAAAAACUCUUCACAGUGUGAUCUGUGGAUUUUUCAAAACGAAAGGCACAUUGUGGGAAAAUAAGCCUGCUGUAAAUCAUAUUAUUUUUUUUAUCCUUUUGGGAGGCUCAAACCAAAUACAAUUAACCUCCCUUGUAUUGGG
This is a messenger RNA of Perca flavescens (yellow perch), 1683 nucleotides long. Its product is annotated as solute carrier family 22 member 13. Bases 22 to 1218 code for a protein of 398 amino acids. The transcript is spliced from 9 exons. NCBI's taxonomy places the organism in Eukaryota, Metazoa, Chordata, Actinopteri, Perciformes, Percidae. Gene Ontology annotation, cellular component: membrane. Gene Ontology annotation, molecular function: transmembrane transporter activity. The record is from RefSeq and is a predicted model, not a curated record. Gene Ontology annotation, biological process: transmembrane transport.